AUGGAUGUCAAAGGCAACAAGAAGGGCUUCUGCAAGGACACAGGCAACCCCACCAGUUUGCCCCAGGUCAACACCCCUUGCCUGUUCUACACCCAUCCGGCACUUGAGCUGAGGCUUCUGUGGGUACUGACGCAUUCCUGCCCCAGAAAUCCUGGGGCCUCUCAAUCCCAGCACUCAGAAGAAGCCUCCAUGAAGGAAUGGAAGCUACCUCUGGGCCUGGGGUGGGUCAGGGCCAUCAUAAAAGCCAGCCCAACUCCUCACUGCCUCAUUCACUUCCCUCACCUCCUCCUUGGGAACCAGGUGCACCUCCAGCCUCAAGACAUGUCCUGCUACGACCAGUGCCUGCCAUGCCUGCCAUGCCGGCCCUGUGGCCCGACCCCACUGGCCAACAGCUGCAAUGAGCCCUGUGUCAGGCAGUGCCAGAACUCCACUGUCGUCAUUGAACCCCCUCCCGUGGUUGUGGCCCUGCCUGGCCCCAUCCUCAGCUCCUUCCCGCAGAACACCAUUGUAGGAUCCUCCACCUCCGCUGCUGUUGGCAGCAUCCUCAGCUGUGAUGGAGUGCCCAUCACCUCUGGCUGCUGUGACCUCUCUGGCAUUUCCAGCCGCUACUGCGGCAGAAGGUGUCCCCCCUGCUAA
This is a messenger RNA of Gavia stellata (red-throated loon), 636 nucleotides long. RefSeq lists its product as uncharacterized. Bases 1 to 636 code for a protein of 211 amino acids. The transcript is spliced from 4 exons. The record is from RefSeq and is a predicted model, not a curated record. Gene Ontology annotation, cellular component: intermediate filament. NCBI's taxonomy places the organism in Eukaryota, Metazoa, Chordata, Aves, Gaviiformes, Gaviidae. Gene Ontology annotation, molecular function: structural constituent of cytoskeleton.